Molecule: messenger RNA, 2089 nt
Organism: Desarmillaria tabescens
Lineage: Eukaryota; Fungi; Basidiomycota; Agaricomycetes; Agaricales; Physalacriaceae
Exons: 15
Coding region: 364-1959 (531 amino acids)
Biological process (GO): post-translational protein targeting to endoplasmic reticulum membrane
Cellular component (GO): TRC complex; membrane
Molecular function (GO): molecular adaptor activity; protein binding
Source: RefSeq, a predicted model, not a curated record
UCUUCGUGUAGCUUGUCCAAUUCGCUCGACCGUCCCACUGUCACCAUUUUCUCGACUGUGUGUCCUCAUAGCUAUACACGGCCAAGACGAAUGCGAACGCACGAUCUACAAUCGAUAUGCUAAGCUCGUCCAUCUGGUGUUGCAGGUCGCGGUAUCUACCACUCAUAUAACCGGACAUGGACUUGUAGCCGGCCACUCUGGGGAGCAAGUGGGAGAAUCUACGUUCUUGUAGCGGCACCGUCACCGUCAUUACUGGAAUUGUGAAUCAUCGUCGCGUCGUUAUCGUGGAGCAGAUGUCAUUAAGGCACCCACACAGGCGCCGAUUCCCGACUUGGCUUCCCUGUCCACCUGAUGGCAAGCUUGAUGUCCCAGGAUACUGCCACUCGGCUCAAGGAAGAAGGAAACGCGCUCUUCAUUCAGGGCAAAUUCGACGAGGCUCUGGUCAAGUAUACGGAGGGUAUCGAGCUCGAUGGAUCGAAUGCGAUCUUGUGGGCAAACAGAAGUGCCUGCCACCUGUCGAUGAAGCGAUACCUGGACUCUGUUGGAGACAGCCGUAAAGCAACAGAACUCGACCCGAUGUACUACAAAGCCUGGGCUAGACUUGCCACCGCAAACGAUGCUUUAAAAGAGUAUCUCCCCAGCUCGUUGGCGUGGCAGCACGCACUGGACACCCUGCCAACCGAGAACCUUACUCCGAUGCAGGAACAGCAACGCCAAGAAUACCAGAAACGACUCGAAGAGUCCACCGACCGCUUGCACCGCAAAGCUAGUGGUGGUGACCGGUCAGUUAAUACACGUUAUUACAGAGAUGGCGAUGGCAAGCAGCCAUGGGAAGUAGCGGGAGAGAUGAUUUCGGCUUUGGAGGCAUCCGGAAAUACCAGCAGCAGUGCUUGGGUGCUGCACGGAGCGUAUAAAGAAUUCGCAGAGGGUGUGCGGAUCAUGAAAGGAGUGACGGUAGACGAAGGAGGAAAUCUCCGAGGAGAAGAAAACGGAUUGCAACACCUCGCCAACGGAAUUAUCAGGGAAGAUCGUGUCUUUCAUAUGGAGAAAGAAGCCCUGUGGAUCAGCGCUUACAACCGCCUCGAAACACUUGAACGCGAAAGACACAAUCCAUGGCUGGCCGCAGGACCCGACUACCUGAAACGCGAGGCUCCCUCGCGGCUAGCCAAAAAGGGAUGGGAUGUCAUUCGCCCAGAUAUCGACCUGACCAUCCGGUUCUGGAUCCUUCGGGGCAAAAUUGAAGGAGCGCUCGACGGCAAUGUAGUUUCGGAGAACGAAUAUUACAGUCGAUGCCUUGAGGUCCUCGAGUGGGGUCGGGAACUGUGGAGGGAUGUCCCUGCGUCUGAGCGUGGCGAGGUUUUUGACGAAGCCUUCAUUCGUGGAUUACGAAAUUUGUAUUUGGAGUCGAUAUUGCAGUGCUACGGCUUCGACCGAGUAGACACGAAGCUCGUGGAGAAGUUGGUGGUGGAGGCAGACAUCCUGUUGAGGAGCCUAGAGACCGACCCUGGCCCUCAUGAUAAUGCAGACCCGGGGUUCAAGCUAUCGUUCUACAAUUAUUGUCGUGGAAAUGCUUAUGCGUGCAAGGCGUUCUUCCACUCUGAUCUCGCCAGACGCGGUUUGUCCGUAGAUCAGAACAACCAGCUCGCAGGGGAGUACUACUUACAAGCUGCGGAGGCAUACCCGGUAGACGACGAGAAACAUUGUCGAUACCUCAACUCCGCAUUACAGCAUCUCUCCCAGCACCCCGGACUCACUGCUCGCAGGAUGCUAGAUAUCAUGACCCGAUUCCGAGUGUCAGUGAAUGAGUCAAAGAAGAUAUGGAAUCAGCAUCCAUCGAGGAUCAGGCCAGAGAAGGACUAUUCUGAUGGAAUGGUGAUGCAGAGGGAGAAUGAGUUGAGGAGGGCACUUUUGGAGAGAGGGUUGUCAUUGGAUACAGUGGUGACUAAAGAGAGUAGAUAACUGACUUGUGUAUUUGAUGUGUGUAUUGGUAGUAAUAUUGAGAUGCUGGAAAUGUAGUGGGUGUAUGCCCACUAUACUGUACACAUUAUGGAUGUUUAAGGUAUCAAUUAUGAUGAUGAAUUUGGUACAU